AUGGCUGGACUGCUCAAACUACCUGGCACGACCGCCGCCUCGAAGGACGGUUACGCUUCGCUCGACCAGCCCAUCAAGCAGCACACGGUUUCCGCAGGAGGCAUCAAGGAUGUUCCUAUCGAGCUAGGCGACCUCGCAAACGACGUGUAUUUCGACGAGGUCGCCCGCAUUCGUGACGCCAUUCGCGCGCUAGACGACACGAUCUCGACGUUGCAGACGAAGCAAGCCUACUCGCUCCAAGCGCCAAGCGAAUCGCUCGCCGUCGAGAUCACCACGCUCUCCUCGAAACUCUCGCAGGACAUCUCCUACCACCGGUCUCGCAUCGCUGUGCUCGGCCAGCAAGUCGGGAAGGACGAGGCUCGUCGUGGACACUGGGAGAACCUGAAGGCGGCAUUGCAGCGAAUGGUCGAGAAGUGGCAGAGGGCGGAGCAGGCGCACCGAGAGAAGGUGAGGGACAAGAUCGGGCGGCAGAUGCGCAUCGGCGAGUCCCUCAACCCCGACGUGACGGACGAGGAAGUCAAGCAGGCCGUCGACACUUCGGCUGGGGCGCAGACGCAGGUCUUCCAGCAGGCCAUCAUGGGUGCUCGCUCGGCAGCGGCAAAGUCAGCCUUGACCGAAGCCGAAAGCCGGAGGAGUGAGCUUGUCCAAAUCGAGGAGACGCUCGUCCAGCUCGCCGCCCUCAUGCAGCAGGUCGCCGAUCUCGUCGUUCAACAGGAUGUCCAGAUCACGCACAUCGAGUCGACGACGGCCGGCGUCGAAGCGGACGUCGAACAAGGCGUCAAACAGAUCGGACUGGCAAAAGUUUCCGCUGCCGCUGCGAGGCACAAGAGGAAGAUGUGUGCGGCGUUCGGCUUCUUGCUGCUGUUGGUCUUGAUCAUAGUGGUCGUUAUCGAGGUGAAGCAAGGCAGCGGAGGCGGAGGAGGAGGGAAGGAAGAGGUCAAGACGGAAACGGUCAGCGCCGCCGCAUCAGCGACAUCGCAUGCUGCGAGGUAUCGGUAG
Rhodotorula toruloides NP11 is the source of this 999-nucleotide messenger RNA. Its product is annotated as syntaxin. Gene Ontology annotation, biological process: vesicle fusion; exocytosis; intracellular protein transport. The transcript has 5 exons. Gene Ontology annotation, molecular function: SNAP receptor activity; SNARE binding. NCBI's taxonomy places the organism in Eukaryota, Fungi, Basidiomycota, Microbotryomycetes, Sporidiobolales, Sporidiobolaceae. Gene Ontology annotation, cellular component: plasma membrane; SNARE complex; endomembrane system. Bases 1 to 999 code for a protein of 332 amino acids. The record is from RefSeq and is a predicted model, not a curated record.